Nicotiana attenuata is the source of this 2308-nucleotide messenger RNA. RefSeq names its product protein BONZAI 3. NCBI's taxonomy places the organism in Eukaryota, Viridiplantae, Streptophyta, Magnoliopsida, Solanales, Solanaceae. Gene Ontology annotation, cellular component: plasma membrane. The record is from RefSeq and is a predicted model, not a curated record. Gene Ontology annotation, biological process: cellular response to calcium ion. The transcript has 16 exons. Gene Ontology annotation, molecular function: calcium-dependent phospholipid binding.
GUGAAAGGAAAGCAAGUACUAUGCAUGUCUAUAUAUAGCAUGAAGGAGAGGCUAUAUGGAAUAAUUCUAACGGGAUUUCCUUCUCCCCUCCACUCAUCCAAUUUGUCUGAAUAUUAGGCGUAAAAUUUGGGGUAAAUUUUUGGGAUUUAUUUGGAACGAAAAUUCUUUUUUUCUUUACUACCAAAAACGAAAAAAAAAGAAGAGCUCCGCUGUUAUAUAUAGGAGUAUUUUUUAACGCGGUUAUUGGAGAGUGAAAAUCGCAUAUCAGAUUUUAGAGAGAGAGAGAGAGAGAAAGGAGAAAGAGAGAUGGGGAACUGUAUGUCGGAUGUGAAAGGAGGGAAGCAGGCUAUAGUAGGAGUGGGCCACCAUAUGGACCCAGCAGCCGCCGCUGCUGUUGGUGGUGCUGGUGGUGGUGGAGGGCCCAAUGAUGUUGUUGACUUGUUCUGUAGGACAAACGGACUUCACGCCCUUUACACGCCAAUCGAGUUAUCAUUAUCGGCUUCAAAGCUACGUGAUCUUGAUAUUGUUUCUAAGAGUGUUCCAAUGGCAGUAGUAUGCGUUAGAAAAAGAGAUGGGACACUGGAAGAGCUUGGUCGAACAGAAGUUAUAAUGAACAAUUUGGACGCCGUAUGGAUACAGAAAAUUCAUAUCAUGUACCAGUUUGAGACUGUGCAGACACUGAUUUUCCAUGUCUAUGAUAUAGACACAAAAUAUCAUAAUUUACCAGUUAAGGACCUGAAAUUAAAGGACCAAGAUUUCCUUGGUGAAGGCAGUUGUGUUCUCUCAGAGAUUGUGACCAAGCGCAACCGAAGUAUAACACUGAAUCUGCACAACAGGGAUGGUCAUGGCCUGAAAAACUUAGGGAAACUUACUGUUCUUGCAGAAGAAACAGUCACUUCAAGAACUGCAGUGGAGAUGACAUUGCGAUGUACCAACCUGGAAAACAAGGAUUUAUUCUCAAAAAGUGAUCCUUUUUUGAGAAUAUCUAGGAUUGUCGAAACUGGAGGUUCUGUUCCAAUUUGCAAGACAGAGGUCGUAAAUGAUAACUUAUAUCCCAUAUGGAAGCCUGUCUGUCUAACUAUGCAACAAUUUGUGAAUAAGGAUAAUCCACUAGUUAUAGAGUGCUUUGAUUUUAACAGCAGUGGCAACCAUGUCCUCAUCGGGAAAUUACAAAAGACAGUGGCAGACCUUGAAAAUAUGCAUAAGAGCAGAGUUGGUGCAAAUUUUAUUUCACCACCUUCUGGUUUUCGGGGUAAUGAAAAGGUCCUGAAAGGUCAACUUUUUGUUGAAGGAUAUGCUGAGAAGCAACUCUAUAGUUUUCUUGACUACAUUUCUAGUGGAUUUGAGCUUAGCUUUAUGGUUGCCGUGGAUUUUACUGCUUCUAAUGGAAAUCCUCGCGAUCCUCAUUCCUUGCAUUAUAUUGAUCCUUCUGGCUGUUUGAAUGCUUACUAGAGGGCUAUUAUGGAGGUUGGAGAUGUCAUACAAUUUUAUGAUUCUGAUAAACGCUUUCCUGCUUGGGGCUUUGGUGGCAGGGCAUAUAGUGGAACAGUAUCUCACUGUUUCAACUUAGCUGGAAGCCCAGGUGCCUUUGAGGUGGACGGUGUGGGAGGUAUCAUGGCUGCUUAUGCAAGUGCUUUGCAGAAUUUUACUCUUUCUGGACCCACAUUAUUCGGACAUGUAGUUAACAAGGCUGCAGAAAUUGCUGCUGAGUCCCUCAAGUACAACCAGAGGAAAUACUUUGUCCUCCUCAUUAUAACGGAUGGUGUCCUUACUGAUAUGCAAGAAACAAAAGAUGCUCUAGUCAGGGCAUCUGACCUGCCACUUUCAAUUCUUAUUGUAGGAGUUGGAAGUGCAGAUUUUACACAGAUGGAGAUCCUUGAUGCUGACAAUGGACAUCGAUUAGAGAGUUCCAUUGGAAGGGUAGCUACACGAGACAUUGUUCAAUUUGUUCCAAUGCGAGAAGUACAUAGUGGACAAAUUUCAGUUGUUCAAGCACUUCUAGAGGAGCUACCUGGGCAGUUUCUAGCGUACAUGCGUUGUAGGAAUAUUAGACCUCAUAACAUUGCUGCUGCCCAAACAUCUUCUCCAGGACAUCCUAUGCGGCUUGAGUAAGAAGAAGGAUUUCUCAUAGGCCAUCAAAAUCAAUGUAUGAUUCCAGAAGAGAGUGUCUGCUGGGAAGGUUGAAGACUAAUUUUUCCUUCUACAGAACGAAUUGUAUAUGCUUCAAAACUAGUUUUGCACAUAUGUAAAUACAUAGGUUUUGGUUAGAGCGAAGUAGCUCAUAGGUGUGACAUUUAUGAUUGAUUUA